Molecule: messenger RNA, 2883 nt
Organism: Larimichthys crocea (large yellow croaker)
Lineage: Eukaryota; Metazoa; Chordata; Actinopteri; Sciaenidae
Gene: gsg1l2b
Product: gsg1-like 2b
Exons: 5
Coding region: 216-1130 (304 amino acids)
Cellular component (GO): plasma membrane
Source: RefSeq, a predicted model, not a curated record
CAGCCUACAAAAUGAGAGAGCCAGCAGCGCUGGAGGAGCAGAUGUGAGAGGCGCACUGCACGGGCCAGAUGCGCAGUGAUAAUUAGCAGCGGAUAUAUUAACGGGAAUAACCGGAUUAUGAGGAAUUGAGGGUGGAGAAGUCACCAGAAUCCGGUGUCAUACAAGGCGAGGGAUUAAGUUAGACGUCUUCAGUCUUCAGUCCUCCGGUCGCCGUUAUGGGGAUUGACCGGCGGCGGAGAGCAUCGCUGGCUCUCACCUUGAACUUCCUCGCUUUGUUCCUGGCCGUGUCGGCUCUCACCACCAGCUACUGGUGCGAGGGGACGCGGAAAGUAGUGAAACCGUUCUGCACCGGGCCGGUCACCACCAAACAGUCGUUCUGCAUCAGAUUCAACAGCUCCAACAUCAACGACACGCGGCUGGUGCAGUACAUCUGGGAGACCGGGGAGGAUAAGUACGUGAUGAGGAAGUUUCACACCGGCAUCUGGUUCUCCUGCGAGCAGAACAUCAACAUGACCGGUGAAAACUGCAGAAGUUUCCUUUAUGUUGCACCGUCAAAUGAAAGAGGCGUGUUGUGGCUGUGCAUUGUAGCCGAGUGCCUGUACAUUCUCCUCCUUGCCACCGGAGGCAUCCUCAUGUCGAUAGAGGUGUGUCACUUUGGCAAUGUCAUCGACGGCCUCAAGCUCAACGCCUUCGCUGCCAUCUUCACUGUGCUCUCAGGUCUGUUGGGUAUGGUGGCCCACAUGAUGUUCACCACAGCCUUCCAGCUGACUGUCAGUCUGGGCCCAGAAGACUGGAAACCUCAGACAUGGGACUACAGCUGGUCAUAUAUUUUGGCGUGGAGCUCCUUCACAGCAUGCAUGGCGUCGUCAGUCACCACCAUCAACCGCUAUACCAAAACCAUCCUCGAGUUCAAGCACAAGCGCAGAAACAUCGAGAAGAACCUGAAGAUCAAGCAGAAGCUGCUGGAGCUGGACUCUCCCGAGCAGGUGUGGGACAUGUACAUCAGUUCGGUGCCGAGCACCGCAGAGGAGCUGCUGGAUCUGUCAUCCAACGGUCGUAAACUUUCCAACACCUCCAUCUUCUUAGACCUCAACGACCUGCCCGAUCCACAGGGAGAGGAGUACUGCUAGAGGAGCUGGGUGUAGCAUUUUCAAAACAUCAGCAGAUCAUUGUCAUGUUCAAUGUGGUACAAUAAUAUUAUUAACUGUAAACACAGUGAGACCGUGGUUUAGAGCUUUGGUGAUUGGUUUCUAACAACACAGUGAAUAACACACAUGUGACUUAUUCACACACUGGACCUUUAAUGUGGCUAUUGUGUUAGCAAGCACAACAUUUAGCAUAUAUGGAGCAACAUUACCAGUAUGUCCUGUUUCUGUCCACUUCAUGAAUGAAAAUCCAUGAUGUACUUUACCUUUAGCUCUGUUUCAGUCUGUACUAAGUCCUGAGAUUUAACUCUCCAGGUGUUUCACUAUGUUCUCCAGCUAGUUGCUAACCCUGACGCUGUUUGGUGCUGUGCAGGUAGGUACUACUUAUGCAUUAUUGACUAAACUAAACCAGGCUAAAAAAGCUCUGGGGGGAAGUUUAACCUUCAAAUUCAAACUCAGAUUUCAAACUCCACCACCAAAGUCAAUCGCAAGUACAAGAUAAAAUUUGCAGUGGCAGUGGUCUCACUUGUUUACAGAAACUAUACUAAUGUCUCAGAAUUGAUCCGGUGAUGAUGUAUUGAUGUUUAAAUGCUACAUGCAGCACCUUUAAUGACCAGUGCUGAACCACAUGCCGCAUCUCUCAACCACUGGAACUGGCCACGUUGACCCUACAAUUGUGUUAGUGGGUGUAAAACUUACGGUAUACCUCUGUUCAAGCAAUACUGCUGUGAGUGCAGAACUGUCAGUACAAAGAUAAAAGCUCUGUGGAAAGGACAGUGGCCUGAUCUCUCUCAGCCAACUCUCUUCCAUCCAAAAAACGAGCACACUCUGAUGACUCUCGCGCCUCUUGGCUCGCUGCCCCGUUGAAUUUUAUUCAUUGCGGAAAAUGUACAGAAGUCGCUAAAGCUGUGUGUCUGUGACUCUCAGUGACUCACUCAGCUAUAUACACAUUGCUGGGCAGCCCACUGACAAGAAGAUCCACAUUCUGCUUCUAAUAUGGUGUACACAUGCUGUAUAUUGAAAUGACUGUCUCCACCCAACAUGCGAAUCAAGCAGCAUUAAGUAGACACACCUGGGGUGUUAGUCCCUGUACUACACUAUUUACAGAGCAUUUGUAUCUGCCAUGGAAGAAGGGCAGUAACAGGAGGUGGACCAGAGGGCUGUUUCUUUACCCACAUGGGGAUACAGAGUGUACAAAAAGUGAGUGUCACAUGGGUGGAAGAUGCCUGUAGAACAUGCUGAGUGCCUUUAAUUACAGCAGCAUGCCUCUGAUCAAACAGCAUGCUCUGUGCCCACAACACUGUAACAAGGGCGAUGCUGUUUCUCCGGCUAAUAACCGCUUUAGAGGAAAACAUGUAGCUGUCUGUGCAAACUGCCAAAACUCAUCAGCGAGAGGAGUGCGCUCUCUUUUGAAGCUCUCUGUGUAAUAUCUACUUGAUGACUUUUUCUUAUGUAUUCACAGAAUUGUAUUGACGGAGAGACACAGACCAGGGUUGUUGUUAUUUGCGGUGUUUUUAAGUGCAUUUGAAGAUGUGUAUUAUAUAUUUGUGUAUUUUGUUUAUCAGUUCUGUUCAAAGUGAAGAUGUAUUGUAACUUAAAGAUUUAUUCUGGUUCAGUUUAAAUUCUUGCAUUAUUUGCUGAAGCAUGGACUGUUGUGUCUUUUUGUGUACGUCAGAUUUAUUCACAGUGGCACUUUUUGUGUAGUGUUCUUUAGUUACAUUUUUGUGGAUAAUUAUUU